GAGUGACAGAGAGAAUUGCUUUAUAAGACCGCAUAAAGAGACACCACAACUUUCUCUUCUAUUCAUUCACUUCCCUCAACGCAAAAUUUAGAGACUUUCCGAGGAGGAAAACAAAAAAGUUUAAUUAUAUAAGAAAUUUGAGGGGUUUUUUUUGUUUGUGAAAUUCGAUUCCUUUUCUUCACCGUCAAUUCUCUAUAAAGUAAAAAAAUACUCGCCGACCAUUCUUUCAUAUCCAUUUUUCUCAUAUGCUCUCAUCAGACAGCAAAACCAAACUAAAGAAAGCCACUUUGGUUGUCUGUAACUUCUGAGGUUCGAUUCUUGUUGAUGAUGAAUUGAUGAUGAUGUUGAUGGUUUGAUGCAGAUGGGUUUUCAGAAAUUUCGCUCCUUUAUCUAACCAUAUCAAAAGCUUUAGAACUUGUUUAACAUUACUAGACUACAAAAUUUGCAGAUAAUCUGUGUCCAAAUGGAUGCUACAACGAGUGGAAAACCGGCUUUACAGUACCAUAACUUACCGGAGCAACCGGUUUCGACUACUUCUCCUCCUGUGAGUCCAUAUCAGAGGCAAAAACGCCAUUGCUUUGGGGACGCAACUCCUGGAGAGUUUCCUUUAGCAGCUAGCCCUUCCAUUGUCCUUCAUGUUCUCACUGAAUGUAAAUUGGAUCCUCGUGACCUCGCGAAUCUAGAGGCAACAUGCUCGUUCUUUAGCCAGCCAGCAAACUUUGCACCGGACUGUAGCUUAUCGCUACCGGAGCUCGCUGCUCUCGACAUGUGUAAUAAAAGGGUGAUUUUCAAGCCUAUGAAUGAAGAAGAACGUCAAGAAAUGAAACGCAGAUGCGGAGGAUCAUGGAAAUUGGUCCUUAGGUUUUUGCUGGCUGGUGAAGCGUGUUGUCGAAGAGGCAAAUCUCAAGCAGUUGCUGGUCCUGGUCAUAGUAUAGCUGUGACAUCAAAAGGCGAAGUUUACACUUUUGGUUGUAAUAACUCUGGACAGCUAGGACAUGGCCAUACAGAUGAAGAAACUCGGAUUUUGCCAGUCAGAUCAUUGCAGGGAAUCCGAAUCAUCCAAGCUGCAGCUGGUACUGGUCGGACAAUGCUAAUAAGCGAUAAUGGGAAUGUUUACACUUGCGGGAGAGAUUCUUUCGGCGAGGCUGAUUAUGAAGGGGAAAGGACUAGACCGGUUACAACACCUCAGCUCGUAACGUCUUUAAAGAACAUAUUUGUUGUGCAAGCGGCGAUAGGGAACUUCUUUACAGCUAUUCUCUCCCGAGAAGGAAAAGUUUAUACACUCUCGUGGGGCAACGAUGGUAGACUCGGACACCAAACCGAGGCUGGGGAUGUCGAGCCACGUCCUUUGUUAGGACCUCUCGAGAAUGUACCCGUUGUGCAGAUUGCUGCUGGUUAUUGCUACCUUCUUGCCUUAGCUUGUCUACCAAAUGGCAUGUCGGUUUACUCGGUUGGUUGUGGUUUGGGAGGGAAGCUUGGUCACGGGUCAAAAACAGAUGAGAAGUAUCCUAAGGUUAUCGAGCAGUUUAAGCUAUUGAAUCUUCAACCUAGGGUGGUUGCAGCGGGUGCUUGGCAUGCUGCAGUGGUAGGUCAAGACGGGAGAGUGUGCACUUGGGGUUGGGGAAGAUACGGUUGCUUAGGACACGGUGACGAGGAGUGUGAAUAUGUUCCCAAGGUUGUUCAAGGGCUAAGCCAUGUCAAGGCGGUUCAUGUCGCAACAGGAGAUUACACUACUUUCGUGGUCUCUGAUGAUGGCGAUGUUUACUCGUUUGGUUGUGGAGAAUCUGCUAGUCUUGGUCACCAUCAAGAUGUUGAUGAACAGGGCAAUGGACAUGAGAAUGUGCUGAGUCCAGCUUUAGUAACAUCGUUGAAACAAGCCAAGGAGCGGAUGGUUCAGAUUAGUCUAACGAACGCGAUACAUGGGAAGGCUCAUACGUUUGCGCUCACGGAAUCAGGGAAGUUAUUCGCAUUUGGUGCAGGCGAUAAAGGUCAGCUUGGAACAGAGCUUGGUCGUAACCGAACCGAAAGGUGUGUACCGGCAAAAGUGGAUAUCGAUCUCAGCUAAUUAAGCGGUUUAGCGGUUUGUUGGCAAGGAAGGAAAAUUGCGUUUUGCUUUUAAAUGUUUAAAAGACUUUGGAAGGGUGUACAAAAGGAGUGGGGGAACAUAAGUUAAGGAACUUGUCUUAACAUUUCAUUGUAUAGGGUUUUCUAGAUUAUUCUAAUUGUUCAUGGUAAUGUCUUUUAGGUUACGUUGUUAAUAAUUGUCGAAUCCAUUUUAUUGUAAGGUUCAGUCUCUAUUUCAUUUGUUUUUGUUAUAAAA
Molecule: messenger RNA, 2320 nt
Organism: Eutrema salsugineum
Lineage: Eukaryota; Viridiplantae; Streptophyta; Magnoliopsida; Brassicales; Brassicaceae
Product: ultraviolet-B receptor UVR8
Exons: 7
Coding region: 464-2065 (533 amino acids)
Source: RefSeq, a predicted model, not a curated record